This is a messenger RNA of Python bivittatus (Burmese python), 1789 nucleotides long. RefSeq names its product NudC domain containing 2 (gene NUDCD2). Gene Ontology annotation, cellular component: cytoplasm. Lineage: Eukaryota; Metazoa; Chordata; Lepidosauria; Squamata; Pythonidae. Gene Ontology annotation, biological process: protein folding. The record is from RefSeq and is a predicted model, not a curated record.
AGGGCGCAUGCGUCUCUUUCAGGCUUGGGCGGCCAGGUGGAUGUCUGCGCCGUUCGAGGAGCGGAGCGGGCUCGUGCCCUGCGCUACUCCCUGGGGCCGCUGGUACCAGACCAUGGAAGAGGUCUUUGUCGAGGUGAACGUGCCGCCAGGGACCCGCGCGCGGGACGUGGAAUGCAGCCUGAAGAGCCGGCACCUGGCUUUGGCCGUGGCGGGGAAGGAGGUGCUCAAGGGUAAUCUAUUUGAUUCCACAAUAGCUGACGAGGCAACCUGGACACUAGAGGACCAGAAAUUGAUACGAAUCACCUUGACAAAAACCAACCGUGAUGCUGGCAACUGUUGGAGUUCCCUGCUGGAGAAUGAGUAUGCUGCUGAUCCUUGGGUCCAAGACCAAAUGCAAAGGAAGCUUACACUGGAAAGGUUCCAGAGAGAGAACCCUGGAUUUGACUUCAGUGGAGCAGAAAUUUCUGGAAAUUAUACCAAAGGGGGGCCAGACUUUUCUAGUCUUGAAAGAUAGUGGUGUCCUUUCAGCUAUAUAUCCUCCAGUUGCUACAAAAUGACAAAGCCUUAAGCUUCAGAAUAGCUUAUUGGUUUUUCUGGACAAAAACCACAAACAACAACUUUUAUCAAAAAUUGCACUAACAGAGUAAUUAAAAAUAAACAUUUCAUGCAUACUCAGAUCAAUAUUAUUUGUAUCGUGACACUUUAAUCAAGGUUAAGAGCACACAUUUUCAGCUGCUACAAUUUAAGCUGUUUAUUUAUAUGCUAGUAAUACUUUUUUGAAAGUCUGAGACCUGGCUUAUUCUUUGGCAACGUGGAUGAGUAAAAAAAAAAUUACUACCUAAAUGCUCCUGGCUGUAAUUACAACUGUAGCUUUUCUCCAGUGGCAAAUUGCUAAAAUAGACUUUGAAAUAUGUUUUCAAAUACACUGUUGUGUGGUAUAAGCACAUUUUGAAGGCUAAUGAUUAAAAGCAGAUUUACUAUCCUGAAAAAGUCGUAUUAAGCCAACUCAAGCACUAUAUUUCACAUAGAAGUCUUUAAAACUAGUAAUGUUAAAAUCUGGUAUUAUAAAUACCUUCCAUAAUUUUGUGCCACACUGUACUGUCAGUCAAAUCACAACAUCUAGUAUGCAUCCUUGAGUAAAGCAGUUUAGAAUUCAUAAAUUUAUCCCAUGACAUUCUUCAUAAGAAUAGGAGUUCCAGUUUUACUGUCAUGAGAUCCAGAUAACCAUUUUGGACACUUUAAAGAGCUGUUUCAUGCAAGGAAUAUUUUUAACUUCUGUUGUUUUGACAACAGGCUCCUUUGUGCUAUACAUUAAACUGUCUGGAACACUUGGCAAGAUUAUUAAAAAUAUGUGUAACUUCUCAUGUGACAUUGUUCUGAAUGCCCUUGGAUUUGUGGAUAUUUUUCUGCAGCCCAAGAUAUGAUUUAUUGUCAAGUUUGUAACACUCUUGUCAAAAAGAUCUGGGUUGUAUCCAGCGAUGUUCUUGGCCUUGGCCACCCAAACAGUUCCCUUCUGCAUCCCUGAUUGGCUCCAGCAUGCUAGGGGAUAUAGAACUGGGGACAGGACAAAACAGUGAGGUGAAUUCUCAUUCAGUGACUGGAAAUCCGUUUGGAAAACAUUGCAUAUACCUUUUAUUUAUAUAUGUAAGAAUAAAGUACAUGCUUCCUAUGUAAUUAAAAAUUCUAACAGUUGUACCACCUUCAAAAGGAUGGUUAAACAUAAGACGCUUCUGCUUUGUGCAUAUACACACUCAUCCAAUUAACAAAAUAAAAGUUAAUUGUAAUCAGA